Pungitius pungitius (ninespine stickleback) is the source of this 1529-nucleotide messenger RNA. It is a transcript of the gene cd8a, whose product is annotated as CD8a molecule. The record is from RefSeq and is a predicted model, not a curated record. NCBI's taxonomy places the organism in Eukaryota, Metazoa, Chordata, Actinopteri, Perciformes, Gasterosteidae. The transcript has 6 exons. Bases 111 to 791 code for a protein of 226 amino acids.
GUCGACAGCUGGGGCGUGGUUUGAUAUCUCGCUGAAUUAUCUCCUGGCAGACUCAACAACAAAGACCACAAAGACCCGUUUGGCAGCUGUUUAAUAUCUACCACUGCAAAAUGAACCAAAAGUGGAUUCUGGUGAUUCUGGUGAUUCUGCUGUUGUGUCAAAACAUGACUUCAGCGGCUGUUGCAGAAAAGACGGUGAAGGAAGGGGAGCAGGUUGACAUCACGUGUAAGCCUGCUGAGUCGGGCAGCCUGCUCAUAUGGUUUCGAGUUCUUCCCAAGAACUUGGAAUUCAUUGCAUCUUUCAGCCCAAAUGGCGUCCUGAAGACGCAAGGAGCUUCCUCCAAGUCCAUUUUCAUUUACUCCAGAAUGAGUGAAAGUGUCUUAAGUCUAAAGUCAUUCAACAAAGGGGCCGACAGCGGCACUUACAGCUGUGCGUCUCUCUACAAAGGGAAUCAAAUGACAUUCGGCGAUGUAACCCGACUGGUCGGAGAAAAGGAAAUAAUAGAGGUUGCAGGAGGGGCCACGGAGGCCCCGAGGGCCACCACCAGUGCGACUGACCCCCCAUGUGUUUGUAAGCAGAACGGGAAUAACAAGCAAGAGGAAACCAGUCCUCAGAUGUCUUGUUCUGCGAUCAUACUGGGCCCACUGGCCGCCGGCUGUGGCCUUCUUCUUCUCGUCCUGAUCAUCAGCACCCUGUACUGCAAUCAAAUGAGAACACGGAGAUGCCCGCAUCAUUACAAAAGAAAACCGCAGGCUCCUGGAAGGAAAUUGAUGACUGGGACACACGUCUAAGCCAUUAUUUUACUGUUGUGUGGCUGUCGCAGAGGGUUUUAUUCAUUAUCUCCAAUAAUGGUGAAUAUUAUGCUGCCAACUAAAAAGUUCUGAUUGUAACAGGAACUAUAAAAAGAUGCUUCUUUAAGGAUUUAAUGUUUGAAAUACUUUGGGUUAUCACUGCAUUGUGGAUACGACGGACGAUAACGCUGCACCAUCAACCCUCGGAUUAAACUCUUUUAAUGAAAUAACAUUAAAAGAAACAUCUAGUUAUCUAAUCCUAUAAAUGUUGAUUGAAAUAUGAACCAACGAAGUCCGGAGAAUAUUAGAAGUGACAUUGUUUGAAAUUGAAAAAUUAUGUUGCUUGUGUAUUUAGCCAAAGCUCAUUUAUAAAUGUUCACAAGUUUCCUUUGAUAUUUUUUUUUCUGUACAGUCUUUUAGUUACUUUAACAUUUUCAAACUAGAAUUUAUUUUGUCUUAGUUCCCUUUGAAAUAAAAUAAUUGCUCACAUAAUAUGACUUGCAUCAGUAUAGCUUUGAAUGUGUAUAUUUCUUUUAAUUUAUAAUCAAGCCUUUGGUUAGUAAUUAUUCCAAAGUUUUUUUAAAGUUUUGAGGUACAAAUAUCGAAUUGGAUGUAUCGAAUUUUACAAUUUUCCCUUUGGCACGGUGUUCCUUUAUUUGUAAAAACAAAUAAAAUAGUCAAAUGUAAUUAAUUUUAGAUUGACAGUGUGUGUUCAUUCAUUUAACAAAUUUCUUUGCA